Molecule: messenger RNA, 408 nt
Organism: Labrus mixtus (cuckoo wrasse)
Lineage: Eukaryota; Metazoa; Chordata; Actinopteri; Labriformes; Labridae
Product: histone H4
Exons: 1
Coding region: 42-353 (103 amino acids)
Biological process (GO): nucleosome assembly
Cellular component (GO): nucleosome
Molecular function (GO): protein heterodimerization activity; structural constituent of chromatin; DNA binding
Source: RefSeq, a predicted model, not a curated record
UAAGUCAGAAUCAUUCAGCUCACAACAACUGAUCCGCUAAGAUGUCUGGAAGAGGAAAGGGAGGUAAAGGACUCGGUAAAGGAGGCGCUAAGCGUCACCGUAAAGUUCUCCGUGAUAAUAUCCAGGGAAUCACCAAGCCCGCUAUCCGCCGUCUGGCUCGUCGUGGUGGAGUGAAGCGUAUCUCUGGUCUGAUCUACGAGGAGACCCGUGGUGUGUUGAAGGUGUUCCUGGAGAACGUCAUUCGUGAUGCCGUCACCUACACCGAGCAUGCCAAGAGGAAGACCGUGACCGCCAUGGAUGUGGUUUACGCCCUGAAGAGACAGGGACGUACUCUGUACGGCUUCGGAGGUUAAACCUGAUCCUGACCCACUCACACUGAAACCCAAAGGCUCUUUUAAGAGCCACACA